Chlorella variabilis is the source of this 2409-nucleotide messenger RNA. RefSeq lists its product as hypothetical. The coding region runs from base 1 to 2409 and encodes 802 amino acids. The record is from RefSeq and is a predicted model, not a curated record. The transcript has 5 exons. Lineage: Eukaryota; Viridiplantae; Chlorophyta; Trebouxiophyceae; Chlorellales; Chlorellaceae.
AUGGGGCAACAGGCAAGCUGGGCUGGGCGCGGCAGCGGGAGGCGCGUGGCCGAGGAGGUGGCUGCCCGCCAGACGCUGCCCGCCUUUGCCGCCGCACUGACCAUCAUCACCGUCGGCGCUUUCCUCCUGGGAUCCGCGAUACGGCGGUACAUCCUGCAGCCAGCAGACCUGCCAGAUGGACGCGCCGACGGCGGCUCCAGCGGCAAGGCCAAGCGCCGCGGCGGCGGCGGCGGCGGCAAGGGCCAGCGUGGCAUGCCCAGCGUGCCCAGCGUGAAGGACCUGCUGGGCCAGUAUGCCAAGCCGCCAGGCGCCCCGAGCGGCGGCGGCGACGCGGUGCUUUCUUUGGCCGCCGUCCAAGCCAGCCACGAGGCGGAGGCGGCGGCCUCCGCCGCAGCAGCGCAGGAACCAGCGGCGGAGGCAACGGGGGAUGCAGCCCUGCCCCCAGCAGCAGCAGCAGCAGAGCAGCCAGCAGAGCCAGCAGCAGCAGAGCCAGCAGCAGCAGCGGCGGCGAUCGAGGCAGCGCCUGCGGCAGCGCCUGCAGCGGAGCAGCCACGCGCAGGUGCCGAUGAGCAGGCCGCGCCGGCUGAGCCCAGCCCUGCAGCCGGCGCGGGCGUCGCGAAGCUGGCAGCUGCAGAGGCCGCAGAGGCUGGCGUGCCGGGCGCUGUGGGCGGGGAGGAAUGGUGCUCCACAAUCCUAGAGCCAGCCAUGCGUGCGGCUAGCGCAGCAAAGCACAAGGCGCAGCAGGAGGCGGCGGCCGAGGCGGCAGCAGCAAAGCAUGCAGCGCACGAGGAGGCCGCCGCGGUAGCAUCGGCCGCAGCCGCCGCGACCGCAGCUGCGGCGGCGGCGGCUGCCGCGCCGCUGCUGGCCUGCCAGCAGCUGUGGGCGCUGACGCAGCAGGCGGGCGAGGGGCCGGUCAUGCUGCGCCUGCUGUUCCCGGUGCCUGGCGGCGAGGAGCAGCACUGCGUGGCGCUGUUCCAGGAGGAGGAGGACGCCGCGGCUGUGCAGCGCGCGCUGCGGCUGGUGCUGGGCCUGCCCACCGCCGUGCAGCAGGUGCCCGCGGCGGGCAUGGUGGCGACCGCGGCGCAGCAGCGCUGGGGCGCCGCUUUCUUCGGGGCAGGUGCCCUGCCUGCGGCGCUGGCGGCUGUGGAGGAUGCCGCGGUGCAGCAGCAGCGGGUGGCUGCGGAGGAGGAGGAGGAGGACGGGGAGGAGGGGGUGGCCGGCGGCGGCAGCCACGAGGCACCUGAUGCAGCAGAGCUGCUGUUUGGGGUGCUGCAGCAGCAGGCGCAGCUGCUGGGGCGGGCCGAGGUGCAGGCGGCGGCGGCGAGCCUGCUCGCGCCGCCGCCGUCGCCGCCGCCGCCGCCGGGCCCGAGCACACCAGCCGAGGCCGGCCGGCCAUCCGAGCAGGGCCAGCAGCCAGAGCCGGCAGCCGCGGCAGCGGCGCAGCAGCAGGCAGGCGAGGCCCAGCAGCCGGAGGCCACCCCCGCAGAGCAGCAGCUGCCACAGGCUGCCGAGGCGGCGCCAGCGCAGGCAGCCCCGCCGCCUGCGCUUCAGGCCGAGCAGGCGGCGGGGCCGGCGGCGCCGCAGCGGCCCGGCGACAUGCAGAGCCAGCGGGCUGCCGAGGUUGCCGCCGCGGCCAGGCAGGGCGUGGACCCUUGGUGGGAGGAACAGACGCGGCGGCGGCCCCCCGCCAAGCUGGAUGCCGACUGGUGGCUGGCGCUGCCGGUGCUGCACGUGCCGCAGCUGCUGUAUGGAGGCGGCACCAAGGGCCUCAUGACUGUGCCCAUCUGCGUGCCAGACUUCCUGCACGCCAGCGGCGGCAGCGCUGGCAGCGCCGCAGGCGGCGACGGCGGCGACGCGGCCAGCGGCGAGGCAGGCGCCGCCGCCGCCGGCGAGCAGCAGGCCUCGCCCGCUCCCGCGGCAGCCGGCGGAGCCGACGGCGCGGCGGCGGACGGCGGCGGCGGCGCCGCCGCCGCUGGCACCACCUGCGAGCGGCGCCUGGUGGCGUUUGCUGAGCUGGCGGACGCCGAGGCGCUGGCAGAGUGCUCCCUGGCGCAGACCGGGAGCGGCGUGGCGGACAUCCAGGUGCUCAGCGUGCCGCCCGCCAAGCUGCGGCAGCACGCAGAGUCCAACGCAUGCGGCGUGGCGGUGCUGCCCAAGGGCGAGCUGGCGCUGGCAGCGGGCACAGCCUACGACGCGGUUGUGAGCCUGGUGGUGGACGCCGUGGAGCGGCGCUUCUACGAGGAGGUGCUGCACCGAGCGUACGCGCGCAUGCUGGAGGCGGCGGCGGGGGCGCGCGCGGCGCAGCGCGCGGCGCCCGCCGGCGACGGGGAUGCCGGCGUGGCUGCCCAGGGGCCAGCAGAGCAGCAGGCGGAGCGGCAGGCAGAGACGCAGGCAGAGCAGCCACAGUGA